Messenger RNA from Phymastichus coffea, 4302 nucleotides. RefSeq names its product proton-coupled amino acid transporter-like protein pathetic. Gene Ontology annotation, molecular function: amino acid transmembrane transporter activity. Gene Ontology annotation, cellular component: vacuolar membrane. NCBI's taxonomy places the organism in Eukaryota, Metazoa, Arthropoda, Insecta, Hymenoptera, Eulophidae. The transcript has 7 exons. Gene Ontology annotation, biological process: amino acid transmembrane transport. The coding region runs from base 1650 to 2933 and encodes 427 amino acids. The record is from RefSeq and is a predicted model, not a curated record.
AUAGCACCGACGACCGGAGAAAAGGAUGAACUGUACAAUCCAUUCGAUCACAGAGAUAAGAAGCACAUGACCUCUUAGAAAGUUACGAGUCCUUCAAAAAUUACAUUCUCUCUUUUGGCGACUUUUGUGCAGCAGGAAGGUCACUGUGCUGGUUUUUCGAAAAAAUCGAUAAAUAUUUAACGCAAACAUCUCCACAUUUAACAUGGACUAUUCAGAAAGAAAGAAAAAAGUUGCAUUGAAUCAAUUAAUGAAGAUUAAGCCUCUCCUCGGAGAUAAUGCCACACGGAUAAUAAUUGUGCGCAACGCCAACAAAGCAUUGAUGUCCACGACCUCAAUACCUCGUCAUUACCGUCGUCACUUAUACCGUAUGCACACAAACGUUUCCGUUUUUCAUCAGUCCUCCCACACGAAGACUGCAUAAGAAAAAUCGCGCGAUUAUAUAGCGAUAAACAAAAAGAAAAACAUCUUUAAAUCAAUAGUUUGAUUUAUCAUGAUUUUCAGCGCGGAAAUAAAAUGUCAUUUUCAUGGUCUUCCGCUGAACUGCCGAACAAAAAGUUUUAUGAUGAUGACAAGAAAUAUUUGAAAGCGUAAUCAAUCACUGGAUUUAAUUUUAAAUAGAUUAUUUAUAUCUUGUGAUACGGACAAUUUUAAAAUGUCUGCUUGUUAGGUGAGGUUGCCGUUUUUGCGUAAAAAACAUUGUCAUCCAGUGUAAUCCCGACGGAUAUGAAAAAUACAUUUGUAAUGAUAUUCUUAUCUUAAUACUUGCGGACCUUGAACGCACUUACCGUCAAUUAAUAUCAACAUUCUUCUCGACUUUCGGCUAUCCUGUGCAUCUUUUUUUAUAGACGCGAUCGAACAGGUAGAUUUAAUGGCUAGCGAUCGCGUGAAAAGAAUGGAUUGAAUAAGCGUAAUGGGAACCUUUCACCUACGUCUUGCAUCGAGAUCAAGGUCGCCCCUUAAACAUACUCGACGGAUAUCACGUGCUCGUAAGAUUCUUUGUGAUUCUUCAAUGGCAUCGUUUCGUAAAAUUGAAUAUUAAAUAAGUAUGCACUCAGUCGCAGACAUGAGUUUAUUAUCAUAAAGGUAGAACAUGUGUCGUAUAUAUUGAUCAUAUGAAAAAUAUCGUUAUAAAUGGACGAUAUACUUGUCUGAAGAAAAAGCGAAAAACGAUGAAUUAUGUAAAUUGUAUUCGACAGAUCUUUGUGUUGUAAUAUAUGAUUUAAACAAAUUCAAAUGUAUAAUCUGCAUAUACGAACAUUAAGAAUAAUUGCAAAAUCAGGUAAAAAAAUAUCCUUCAACCGGCUGAAAAGUGAAAAAAAAUAAUAAUUUAUAUCCUUAUCAAAGUCAUAACUCGAUUCCUUGGAGCACGUGUGAGAUUUUUUUACAGUUGAUAAAUUCCUAGAAGACACGCUGUCGUGAAUUAAAAAUGGCAAACUCUUUACAAGAUACAUUUGGUGAUGCUUAAGACGAUCGUUCAAUCAUUCCAUUAUUGAGUAUUGGCUCAGGAUUUCCAACUAACAGCAAAAAGUUAUAUCCAUUCAUAGUCUUCAAAAAUGGUAUCGGAUUAUCAGUGACGUCAAUUCGAAAACUUGGAUGCUGGUUCGGCGACGCACCUCAUCAAAUCGUCCUUGGGCACGGGUAUCCUGGCGAUGCCAAGUGCGAUAAAGAACGGUGGAUUGAUAGUCGGUGGUAUUGGUACGGUGCUCAUAGGUAUCCUGUGCUCGCAUUGCGUCCACAUCCUGGUACGAUCGUCGCACGUAUUGUGUCGCAAGACGAAGACGCCGCAGAUGACGUAUGCCGACACCGCCGGAGCUGCUUUCGAAUAUGGACCAAAGCCCCUUAGGAGAUACGCCAAUUUCGCGAGGAAUCUCGUUAACUGGGCGUUAUGCGCUACAUAUGUCGGUGGCUCGUGCGUCUACAUAGUCUUCAUAGCGACGGGUAUCAAACAGCUAGGAGAUUACUACUUAGGCCAGGGGAUCGAUAUAAGAACGUACAUGCUCUGUUUAAUCCCAGCCGUGGUCCUUCUGGGACAGAUCCGGCAUUUAAAGAUUUUGGUCCCGUUCUCCGUUGUGGCUAACAUUAGCUUGACGAUUGGUUUUGCCAUUACACUUUAUUAUAUAUUCAGCGACAUCCAACCGCUAGAAAAGAUCCAUUACGUAUCGACUUGGGAGCAGUUGCCUAAGUUCUUCGCCACCGUUAUCUUUGCCAUUGAAGGAAUCGGUACUGUAAUGCCAAUCGAAAAUAGCAUGGCAAAUCCAGGACAUUUUAUUGGCUGUCCCAGUGUACUCAAUAUCUCAAUGACAGUUGUCAUUUCAUUAUACACUAUGAUGGGUGUGUUCGGAUACCUGAGUUACGGGGACGACGCUAAAGGCAGCAUUACUUACAAUCUUCCAGUUGAUCAAGUCCUUGGACAGAUUGUAAAGAUACUAAUUGCUCUUGCAAUCAUACUUACUUAUGGAUUACAAUACUUUGUGCCUUUAGAGAUUAUUUGGAAUACUAUUAAGCACAAGUUCAGCCACAGAUGGGAAUUCCUCGGAGAAACCGUCAUGAGAGUGCUGAUGGUGCUACUUACAGUGAGCGUGGCAAUGUUAGUUCCAUCACUCGACCCAUUUAUUUCUCUGGUAGGAGCAGUAUUCUUUUCAUUCCUUGGAAUAUUUAUCCCAGCUGUGGUCGAGACAGUGUCGUGUUGGGAUGGACACCUUGGUGCCGGCUACUGGAGAAUAUGGAAAAACGCUUUCCUCGUUUUGGUUGCCUUAGCCGCUCUCAUUUCUGGAACUUGGGUAUCGUUAUUAGAUAUUGCUGAGCUGUACGUCGAAAAAUCCAACGUUAAUGUUACGACGCUCGCUCCGGUCGCAAAUACGACAGAGUCAAUUCUAUUGACAACAUUGGGUAUUAUUAAUAAUGCUAAUGGUACUAUGGCACUACGACCGUAGUCACUGUCGUUCAUUUGCCGAUCAUACUGCAAAUGUGCAUCGUCAUUGUACAGCAAUGUUUCACUUAAGGCUCAUGUCAAUUUUUUAUAAGUUGUAAAUAGUAGCUUUAGUGUCUGGAUUGCCGAAUAUAUUAAUAGUGAUGUCGCAUAAAUACUACAAUAUCGAAAACUCAUUAGAUCUCGACGCAACUGGAAUUAUUACACUGUUUGAUACAUUUACUGUGAUUUUCGUGUAAAAUUACGGAAUCCAUUGAUUGAUGAAUUUGUAUAUAACUUAUUCCAUAACACUAGAUUUAUUCGUUAUGAGAAAUUAUUUAUUAAUACUUUGAAUUCCAGUUAACCAGGUUUAGACAAAACGGUAUAUUACUACAAAAUUUGAAUAUUACAUUAGUCGAUUUAAGCUUUAACUGAUUUUAAUACUCGUGCUGGAUCAAGAUCCAAGUUUGUUGCUAAAUAUACGAAUUUCUUAAAUCAUACUCAUAUUCAUAAUACAUCCAUCUUAGAAAUAUUACACGAACAUGACAAUUUAUAAUAAUGUCUAGAUCGAAGGCUUAACUCGUUUUUUUACAUAAAGUAUAAAUUAAUUUGAUUCCUAAUUAUACUGUUUUUCUACCUAAGGAUUAAAUAUAUUUGCAGUCAAUUAUACAAUUAUUUAGCAAUAAAAUAUUAAGAAUUGAACGGUGAUCUUUCCUACAAUUAAGACACACAUAUGCUUUACAAGAAAAAUUAGUAGACAUUAAAACUCGUCGAGUAAGUGUAACUUGAGUUCACUAUAAAUUAUUAACUUCAAGCCUAAUUGCAUGAAAAACAAAUUUAUAUACGUGACAAUUGUAGCAUUUUUGAAGGACAUAUAAGUUGAAUGAUGUCAGUAAAUGAGAUUAUAAAAUACUUUUAUUCCCUUUCGUGAUUUUUAUUUGCUGAUAAGAUAAUACAAUCGUAUUAUUUAUUAUCAAUUUGUAUACAGUAGGCUUUAUUUUUAGAGAACUGUCAUUUUAUAUUUUUGUUUGUCGAAAUCACUUUUUUACAUGUUCAAACAAAAUAAAGCCUACGAUGAUUGCUGACGUAGAGAUUAAGCGAGAUAUGCAACGAUAAAGCAGGAUUUUAUCACGUAUGCGUUUAUCCUCAAGCGUAUUAUAUUGAACGAUUAAUUUUGUAAAUAAACUAUUAGCUACAGUUUAGUUAAUAGUAACCUGGUUGUUUUAGUGUAGUAUGUAGAAGCGUAUUAAAUAAGAUUUUUUAUAGUUGUGAUCUUUCUUUAAGUAAUUACUGCAAUCAGUAUACAUUUAAUUUUAAGUUAUAAAAAAACUAUAUACAUAAUGUAUAUACAGAAUGUUUUACGAUGUUAUAUUGUUAAACAAAUAAUAUAUAAA